Messenger RNA from Brassica oleracea var. oleracea, 1767 nucleotides. Its product is annotated as F-box/LRR-repeat protein At1g06630-like. The transcript has 5 exons. Gene Ontology annotation, molecular function: protein binding. The record is from RefSeq and is a predicted model, not a curated record. Bases 1 to 1491 code for a protein of 496 amino acids. NCBI's taxonomy places the organism in Eukaryota, Viridiplantae, Streptophyta, Magnoliopsida, Brassicales, Brassicaceae.
AUGAGUGGUUUCACUGAUAUCCCUAAAUCUGAAUCGGAGCCUCCCAUCCCAUCCCAUCAUUGUCUGUUUGACGUCCUCCGCAGGUUCGUCUUUAGCGUCCGUUCUCUCCAUAGGGUUAACUCUGUUCUCUCCAUGUGCACUUUUAAGGAAGAGACAGGAUCUGUCUGUAUGGAUUCCAACAAGCUAGGCAUUGGCUCGAGAGAUGCAAUCAGCUGUCUCCCUCAAGAGGUUCUGGGAGAGAUCUUGUCCUUACUUCCGACCAAACUUGCUGCUUCAACCUCUCUUCUCUCGAAAAAGUGGAGGCAUGUGUUUAGAUUAGUGCAUACUCUUGAUUUCGACGAUAUUGAUUUCCUGCAACCGGAACUGGGCAAAGAGGAGUGGCCUGUGAUCCGGGAGAGCUUCAGACGCUUUGUGGAUAGAACACUCGCUUUGCAACGCGGUUCUUCUAUCAAUAAGUUCUCUCUAACAUAUCAAGUUGCCAACAACAGCGACGCGGUUUAUAUGCGCCGCUGGAUAUGCAAUGUCGUUGAGCGUUGUGUUUUGGAAGUUGACCUUAGGGUGAUGCCUGGUAGAAACUGGGCUUGGCUAGACCCGUUAGAUGUUGAUGAUGUUCACGGGAAAUGUCUUCUUCCUGGUCACCUCUUCAGGAGCAAGACACUGGUCAAGCUGUCUCUAGGAACAAAUACUAAUAUUGGAAAGCUUCCUCCGGAUGUGUCUCUUCCAGCGCUUAAGAGUCUCUCCAUCGAUUCCAUCGUGUUUGCCUAUAAAGAUCUUUGUGAUGUGCUUCUUCCUGGCUGUCCAAUGCUUGAUGAGUUGACUGUUCGCCACGAGAAUGACUUAAAUGAGCUUUACACUUACAGCAUAUCUUCUCAGAGCAUCAAGAAGCUAAAAGUUUACUAUGAUUCUAAAUAUCGAAAUGAUUAUAUGUCAUUUGACGCCCCAAGUCUUGUCUCCCUCGAUUACACUGACUAUGCCUUGUAUAAGUACCCACUCGCUAACUUUGAAUCCUUACUCGAAGCUAAGCUGAACCUUUGUUAUUCUGAAAAUAUCAAGAGGCCGGAUAUAACCGGUCUCAUUAUAGGGAUAAGCAACGUCCAGACCCUGCAUCUUUGUGGCGGUUCUGUUGAUGUGAUUUCUCGAUGUGUUAAACAUGGACUAGUUUUACCGGUGUUCAAGAAUCUGCUCAACUUAUCUUUUGCAACUGGCAACAAAAAAGGUUGGAAACUGCUGCCUUGUCUGCUUAAACAGUCUCCACAGGUUGAGACACUAAUCAUAAAGGGUAAUGAUGGCGACACGUGCGAUGUUACAAUUGGUCUGUUGCAAGUGAAGGUGUUGGAUGUUCUUGGUUAUAAAGGAACUGCUAAAGAGUUCGAACACUUGAAGAGUUUGCUUGGGGGUAUUGUUGAGUGCAUCGAAAAAAUGCGAGUGGAGUUCCAGGAAUAUAUGUGGUGGUGGAUGAUGACACUAUUACUUAAACCCGUAGGGAUCUAGUUACCCUUGUUGGAGUUGUUGCAUGCAGCGUCCCAGUGGAAAGGUAGAAGUCGCAUAUUUCAAGUAGCUUCUUAUACUUAUAAAUUGCUUCAUGAAGCAUUACUUUUGCAUGAGCCUCUUUUCUUCCGAUAUUCUCGGGUUUUAGAAGUUUCACUUGAUAUCUAGUUCUUAUGGUAGUUUGCUGUGUGUUAUGGUUUAAUGGAUUUAGUUUGUCUUUCCAUGGUUUGGAGUUUUUAUUUGUUCGGACUUUUGUUUUUGGAGAAGCCCGUAAUCCCG